AUGAAUGGGAACAACUACACGACUGAAUUUACCCUCACAGGAUUUACAGAUAAGGAAAACCUAAAGAUAAUCUUGUUUGUGGUGUUCUUUGCCAUCUAUCUGGUCACCAUGGUGGGGAAUCUUGGAUUGGUGGCCUUGAUUUACAUGGAACGCCGUCUUCACACACCAAUGUACAUCUUUCUGGGAAACCUGGCUCUCAUGGAUUCCUGCUGUUCCUGUGCCGUUACUCCAAAGAUGUUAGAGAACUUAUUAUCUGCAGACAGAAGGAUUUCCCUCUAUGAAUGCAUGGCACAGUUUUAUUUUCUUUGUUUUGCUGAAACUACAGACUGCUUUCUUCUGGCAGCAAUGGCCUAUGACCGCUAUGUGGCCAUUUGCAGCCCACUGCAGUACCACAUCAAGAUGUCCAAGAAACUCUGCAUUCAGAUGACCGCAGGUGCCCUCAUUGGUGGAAACGUUCAUUCGAUCAUUCACGUAGGACUAUUAUUUAGGUUAGCUUUCUGCAAGUCAAAUCACAUCAAUCACUUUUUUUGUGACAUCCUUCCAUUAUAUAGGCUUUCCUGUGUUGACCCUUACAUUAAUGACUUGAUGAUACUUAUUUUGUCAGGGUCAAUUCAAGCUUUUACUAUUACUGUAGUCCUAAUAUCCUAUUUCUGUAUUCUUUUCACUAUAUUCACAAUGAAAUCCAAAGAGGGAAGAGGCAAAGCCUUAUCUACCUGUGCAUCUCACUUCUUGUCUGUGUCAAUAUUCUAUGGCUCUCUUCUCUUUAUGUAUCUUCGACCCAGUUCAGCUAAUGAAGGGGAUAAAGACAUAUUUGUUGCUGUUUUUUAUACUGUAGUAAUUCCUUUAUUAAAUCCCUUUAUUUAUAGUCUUAGAAAUAAGGAAGUUACAAAUCUUGUGAGAAAGAUUAUGAAAAAGAUAAUUUUAUAA
Messenger RNA from Dipodomys spectabilis (banner-tailed kangaroo rat), 927 nucleotides. RefSeq names its product olfactory receptor 5K3-like. Gene Ontology annotation, biological process: sensory perception of smell; G protein-coupled receptor signaling pathway. The coding region runs from base 1 to 927 and encodes 308 amino acids. Gene Ontology annotation, cellular component: membrane. Lineage: Eukaryota; Metazoa; Chordata; Mammalia; Rodentia; Heteromyidae. The record is from RefSeq and is a predicted model, not a curated record. Gene Ontology annotation, molecular function: olfactory receptor activity; G protein-coupled receptor activity; odorant binding. The transcript has a single exon.